UCGCAUCGUCAUCGUCAUCAUCAGGUUAUCUCUCUAUAUCGUAGGCCGGCAGAGUCUUCAGCUGCAACAAAGAUCUCUCGAUCCCAUUCAACAUGGACCGAGCCACCCCUCGCUCUAAUCCCAACUACGACGUUUACUUCUCCGACGAAAAGAUCAAGACCGUGGUGGAAAGAUGUCUUCCUUUUGUCAAGCGAGACCACAUGAUCAUCGAGCACCUGCCGUCAGGAAAGUCCUUUAACAAUCGGAUCUACUUUGUGAAUCUCACCGAGCCUGUUCGCACUCUCCGACCAGAGUGGAACGGAAGUGAAGUUGAAGUGACGAAAACAACGACUCAGAUUCAGUCCUCAUUUUUGGUGCUCAAGAUUGCCGGCCAUCCCUUUGGACGAAACAAAGUGCAGAACGAGGUGGCCUGCCUCCUUCUUUUGGAAAAACACUGUCCAUCCAUCCCGGCUCCAAAACUGCUUGCCUGGUCGGACGAUGGCAAGAAGGUCAGGACACCUCAAUAUCCCCGUGGUUUCAGAGAUACAGAACCAAAGAACAUUCCAGUACUGGCGAUCAAAGCGGAGGAUGGCACCCCGAUUGAGGAUGUUCGCAAAGACACGGAGGGGCAAGGCUGGAUUUUGAUGACGCGCGAACCUGGUAGGCCGAUCAGUCCAGAUGAAUUGUCGGGCAGUGCGGGAGAUGAGUUGAUGCGCAAAAUCGCCGUAUAUGUGGCUACAUGGCGGAAGGACAUGCCUCCAGCGAAGGCAGUGGGCAAUCUGCGAAUUGUUGGCAGCAACUCCACCCCUCAGCCUGCAGCUGUACGUUACGACAAAGCCAUUCUUCCAGGCUACGAGGUUCACAUUGACGGACUGAUAACCAACCACUCUCCACCAUCUCCUCUGACUACGUCAGAGAAGUACCACGCCUUCGUGCUGAAAAACUCUCUGAAGAGGCUCAAGGAUGGCAAGCUCUAUGAUCACACCUCGGACGAAGUGCACGAGCUCGUGAAGCGCAUGGCCGACAACACACUCCCGAAGCUCCCCAUGUUUCGCUACGGAAUUGAGCCCAUGAUAUUCACCCACGACGAUCUUUCCACCCGCAAUGUCCUAGUCUCGCCCGACCCGUCGGGCGACGUGAAAGUCUCGGCCAUCAUCGAUUUCGAGUUUGCGGGCUUUUUCCCCAAGGAAGAGGAAUUCGCCAACACGCUUCAGAAUGACCAGGAGGAGUGGCCGCUCAAAAAGUACGCCGUGUUCUUGUCCGAGUUGAAGGACCGUGAAGCCUUGCCGGAGACCUUGACACUGAAGAUCCCGCCGCCCUCGUCCGUCGGAAAGGCCGGGGACAAGUGUUUCGAGUUUGGCACGGGUGAGUUCCAACAAGCCGUGCUCCUCUUGCGCACCACGAUCAAUACUGCCCCGUGGUGGAUCAAGGAGGAGCAGGGGUACAACGCGGAGCAGUUGCAGGAGGAGAUGGAGGCUGCCAAAGCCCGAGUCGAGAAGGCCGUCAAGUGGUUGGAAGAGAUGGUGCCGGCGGAGGAGCGUGAGAAGCGGAGCCGAAGGCGGACCAACAGCACGCGAGGCUGAAGGUUAAACCUGCCUUUUGGACGAUAACCACGAUGCUCUCGCGUUGUUGAAAGGGGGGGUUGCACACCGGAGAGAGGAGAGAUAAGGGAGGGGAAGAAGAGUCAGGAGCGAAGAAAGAUGGUGGUUGCGAUAUCGGAUUGAUUGUCAACUGCGCGCGACGGAAUCUGCUUGACAUCAGAGACUCAAUGUACGAAGAUCUAGUCUUCCAAGAAAAACUGUCAUAGUCGGCUGGACAUAUGCACACGAGGCUGUACAGAUGUGGGACACGAGAAGAGCCCAGGUCAUCGUGC
Messenger RNA from Cladophialophora immunda, 1852 nucleotides. RefSeq lists its product as uncharacterized. Lineage: Eukaryota; Fungi; Ascomycota; Eurotiomycetes; Chaetothyriales; Herpotrichiellaceae. The transcript has a single exon. Bases 93 to 1562 code for a protein of 489 amino acids. Gene Ontology annotation, biological process: protein phosphorylation. Gene Ontology annotation, molecular function: protein kinase activity. The record is from RefSeq and is a predicted model, not a curated record.